Messenger RNA from Limanda limanda (common dab), 1728 nucleotides. RefSeq names its product branched chain ketoacid dehydrogenase kinase (gene bckdk). The coding region runs from base 128 to 1417 and encodes 429 amino acids. Lineage: Eukaryota; Metazoa; Chordata; Actinopteri; Pleuronectiformes; Pleuronectidae. Gene Ontology annotation, molecular function: pyruvate dehydrogenase (acetyl-transferring) kinase activity. The record is from RefSeq and is a predicted model, not a curated record. Gene Ontology annotation, cellular component: mitochondrion. The transcript has 11 exons. Gene Ontology annotation, biological process: regulation of glucose metabolic process; protein phosphorylation.
GGUUCGACCCCGGUGGCUCCGCAGCAGCAUCUGAACCCCUCAGUGCUCCCCCGGGUUUAGGGUCACACGACCCGGUCACAGGCACACAGGCUCCCCGGCUCCCCCUCCGGCUCCUCCUCGCCUCCAGAUGCACCCCGGGCUGGCGGGUCUAGCGGCGGAGAUGCUCAGCGGGGCUUCGGGCAGGAUGAGGCCGAGGCUCGGCAGCCUCUUCCCGGCCGCGGGCACCAGGACCGCACCGCCACCACCACCGACCUCCAGCUCCCGGUUCCGCUCCACGUCCUCCGUGCAGGGCUUCACGGAGCUGGCGAGGGAGAGGUCCAAGUCCGUCACGUCCUUCUACAACCAGUCCGGCAUCGACGUGUCCGCGGAGAAGGCCUCAGUGCGACUGACCUUAGCCACCCUGUUGUAUUCUGGGAAGUCUCCUGAUGGGCAUCACAUCUUGAGCAGUGCCAAGUAUCUACAGAAAGAGCUGCCUGUACGAAUCGCUCAUCGCAUCAAGGGCUUCCGCAGUUUGCCCUUCAUCAUCGGCUGCAACCCCACAAUCCUGCAAGUGCAUGAACUGUAUAUCAGAGCGUACCACAUGGUCAGUGACUUUCCACAGAUAAAAGAUCAGGAAUCUGAUGCUCGGUUCUGUAAACUGGUGCAGCAGCUGCUGGACGACCACAAAGACGUGGUCACCAUGUUGGCUCAGGGCUUCAGGGAGUGUCGCCGGCACAUCCAGGACGAGUCACUGAUCCGAAGCUUCCUGGACACGACGCUCUGCUCUCGACUGGGAAUCCGAAUGUUGGCCACGCACCAUCUCGCCCUCCACGAGGAAAACCCUGAUUUCGUCGGGAUGAUAUGCAGACGCCUCUCUCCCAAAAAGAUCAUCGAGAAGUGGGUGGACUUUGCCAGACGUCUGUGUGAGCACCAGUACGGGAACUCGCCCCGGGUGAGGAUCAACGGACACGUAGCCGCUCGCUUCCCCUUCAUCCCUCUGCCGCUGGACUACAUCCUGCCCGAGCUGCUCAAGAACGCCAUGAGGUCCACCAUGGAGAGUCAUUUGGACACUCCGUACAAUGUGCCUGAUGUGAUCAUCACUAUUGCCAACAAUGACCUUGAUUUUGUCAUCAGGAUCUCAGACCGUGGAGGUGGAAUCCCUCACAACAUCCUGGACAAGGUGAUGGAUUAUCACUUCAGCACGGCCGAGGAGAGCGCCCAGGAUCCUCGCAUGAGCAACAACCUCUUCAACAACAUUACCAACAGUGGAAACCAGUCCAGCCCCAUGCAUGGGUUUGGCUUCGGCUUGCCCACGUCUCAGGCCUACGCCGAGUACCUGGGCGGCUCCUUGUCCAUCCAGUCCAUGCAGGGCAUCGGCACCGACAUCUACCUGCGUCUGCGCCACAUCGACGGCAAAGGAGAGAGCUUCAGGGUGUAAAGCUGCCCCCCCCCAGUCAUCCCUGUAGACCCCCACCUGGGAUUCAGGCCGUGCAGGAGUGCAGAGGGGCUUCCUCCUCCUCCCGGGGGGCUGGCAUGGACUACAGGACGUUGGUCCACAGAGUGAUAACCUACACAGUAUGUUGUCUCACAGAAGCUCCUCAUUUCACCAACCCACUACUUGUUUGUAUUGUGUUUUGUUUCUUUCUGCCUUAGACUGAUUAUAAGCUAUGUUAGCUGUCAACUCGAUGAUUUCAAUUGUUUUUUUCCUCUUUGUGUAUUGUACCCUGUGGCUUGUUGUCUUGAAGGUUU